Messenger RNA from Columba livia (rock pigeon), 3657 nucleotides. RefSeq names its product tetratricopeptide repeat domain 7B (gene TTC7B). Gene Ontology annotation, biological process: protein localization to plasma membrane; phosphatidylinositol phosphate biosynthetic process. The transcript is spliced from 21 exons. Gene Ontology annotation, molecular function: protein binding. Gene Ontology annotation, cellular component: plasma membrane. The record is from RefSeq and is a predicted model, not a curated record. Lineage: Eukaryota; Metazoa; Chordata; Aves; Columbiformes; Columbidae. The coding region runs from base 178 to 2868 and encodes 896 amino acids.
UGGCGCCGCCGCCGCCGCUCGGCCCCGGCGCGGCGCGGGCCGCAGCCUCGAGUUCCGUCGCUCCGGUCGCCGCCGCUGCCGCCGCCCAGGCGCCCGGUGCCGCCGCCGUCCUUUCCCCGCCUCCUCCGGGUCGCCCCGGCCCCUUCCCCCGCCGGGGCCCAUCGGCCCGGCCCGGCCAUGGCCACCAAGAAGGCGGGCUCGCGGCUGGAGACGGAGAUCGAGCGGUGCCGCUCGGAGUGCCAGUGGGAGCGGAUCCCCGAGCUCGUCAAGCAGCUCUCGGCCAAGCUCAUCGCUAACGAUGACAUGGCAGAACUUCUUCUUGGGGAGUCCAAACUAGAACAAUUUUUGAAGGAAAAUGCUCUUAAACAGAACAGUAGUCCACGGGGGCCCCGGCCAAAGCUGACUGAGGUCAGGAAACACCUUACAGCAGCACUUGAUAGGGGAAACCUAAAGCCAGAAUUCUUACAAGAAGCUAACCUAAUUAUGGCCAAGUUAAACUAUGUGGAAGGUGAUUACAAAGAAGCUCUGAACACAUAUGCCAGAGUUGGAGUUGAUGACUUGCAGCUAUCUGCAGUGCCACCAUAUAGGCUACGGAUGAUUGCUGAAGCCUAUUCUACUAAAGGUCUCUGUCUUGAGAAGUUGCCAAUUUCUUCUUCGGCUAGCAACCUCCAUGUGGACCGUGAACAGGAGAUUGUUACCUGCUACGAGAAGGCUGGGGAUAUUGCUCUCCUGUACCUUCAGGAGAUAGAAAGGGUGAUUAAUGCCAAUUUACAGAACAGAAGCCCUAAGCCAGGGCCCACUGCACAUGAACAAGAACUUGGUUUUUUCCUGGAAACAGGGCUUCAAAGAGCACAUGUUUUAUAUUUCAAGAAUGGGAACUUGACAAGAGGAGUUGGUAGAUUUAGAGAGUUACUAAGAGCUGUCGAAACAAGAACUACCCAAAAUCUGCGAAUGACGAUAGCAAGACAACUGGCUGAAAUUUUGUUACGAGGAAUGUGUGAACAGAGUUAUUGGAAUCCACUGGAAGAUCCUCCUCACCAAUCACCCCUAGAUGAUCCACUUCGAAAAGGUUCAAAUACUAAGAAUUACGCGCUCAGUAGAAGACCGCGGGUAUACACUGGAGAAAACAUCUUUUGUCCUCAAGAAAAUACAGAAGAAGCCUUACUGUUGCUGCUUAUUAGUGAAUCUAUGGCCAACCGUGAUGCUGUACUGAGCAGAAUACCGGAACACAAAAAUGAUCGUAUCAUCAGUUUGCAAAGUGCAUCUGUAGUCUACGAUUUACUUACUAUAGCUUUGGGAAGAAGAGGCCAAUAUGAAAUGCUCUCAGAGUGUUUAGAAAGAGCCAUGAAGUUUGCCUUUGAAGAGUUCCAUCUCUGGUAUCAGUUUGCAUUGUCCUUGAUGGCAGCAGGAAAAUCUGCUCGAGCUGUUAAAGUCCUGAAGGAAUGUAUACGUUUGAAACCAGAUGAUGCAACUAUUCCACUCCUUGCUGCAAAGCUCUGUAUGGGAUCUCUCCACUGGUUGGAAGAAGCUGAAAGAUUUGCCAAAACAGUUGUUGAUCUUGGGGACAAAACAUCAGAGUUCAAAGCAAAGGGCUACUUGGCACUGGGAUUGACUUACAGUCUGCAGGCUACUGAUGCAUCUUUGCGAGGGAUGCAAGAGGUCUUGCAGAGAAAGGCUCUUCUUGCAUUUCAGAGGGCUCACAGUUUGUCUCCAACAGAUCAUCUGGCAGCAUUUUACUUGGCACUGCAGCUUGCCAUAUCGAGACAGAUACCAGAAGCUUUGGGUUAUGUUCGUCAGGCUCUGCAGCUACAAGGAGAUGAUGCCAACUCUCUUCAUCUCCUUGCACUCUUGCUAUCAGCCCAGAAACACUAUCAUGAUGCUUUGAAUAUCAUUGAUAUGGCCUUGAGUGAAUAUCCAGAAAAUUUUAUAUUACUGUUUACAAAAGUCAAAUUGGAGUCCCUGUGCAGAGGUCCAGAUGAAGCACUCCUUACCUGUAAACACAUGCUUCAGAUUUGGAAAUCCUGCUACAAUCUCACUAACCCAAGUGAUUCUGGACGUGGGAGCAGCCUGUUAGACAGAGCUAUUGCUGAUAGACGACAGCUUAAUACAAUUACAUUACCAGAUUUCAGUGAUCCUGAAACAGCCUCUGAUACUUCCUCAUCUUCUCUCUCAAGAACAGAGUCUCCUCUACAACUGUUUGUAUCUUCUCAUCUUCCUCAUCCCAAACCAGAUACCUUUGUCUGGCCCCAUGCAGCCUCUCCAUACUGUGACCAAGUUCCUGAGCCCUGUACACCUUCUCGCUGUUCAGUCCAUGCCACAUCAAUAGCAGCUUCCAGAGUGGAGCAAGCACUGUCUGAGGUUGCUUCAUCUCUGCAAAGCAGUGCCCCGAAACAAGGUCCCCUGCACCCUUGGAUGACUCUGGCUCAAAUAUGGCUACAUGCAGCUGAGGUCUACAUAGGCAUUGGGAAGCCUGCUGAGGCCACUGCCUGUACCCAGGAAGCAGCAAACCUCUUCCCCAUGUCACACUAUGUUCUGUACAUGAGAGGGCAAGUGGCUGAACUUCGUGGAAAUAUUGAUGAAGCCAAACGCUGGUAUGAAGAGGCCUUAUCUAUUAGUCCUACACAUGUGAAAAGCAUGCAGAGGCUGGCUCUGAUACUUCACCAGCUCGGGCGCUAUAGCUUGGCGGAGAAGAUUCUCAGAGAUGCCGUCCAGGUGAACUCCACAGCCCAUGAGGUCUGGAAUGGCCUGGGAGAGGUGCUGCAGGCUCAAGGCAACGAUGAUGCUGCAACUGAAUGCUUCCUGACAGCGCUGGAGCUGGAAGCCAGCAGUCCCGUGGUCCCUUUUACCAUCAUUCCCAGAGUCCUUUGAGAGGGCAUCUCGGUCAACCUGUUUUGGUCUGACUUCUGGGUGAGGAAACCCAGUGUAUCAGGCUGCCUGGUAACUGGUUAGUAAGGAAAACUUUAGAGCUACAAGUAACAAACUCCUGUCUUUUGCGGGAAAGUGGCCAAACCGGUGAUGUGAUGCAAUAUAUUAAUGUUAGAGUGAGAGGACAGAAUGGCCAGCCAGUACCAAAUCACUCAUAUCGCCUGCAGUUUUGCCCUUGUAGUUUUAAAACAUCAUUAUAUUGUUCAUGGAUAAUGUGCCAUAUUCUGUUCGUGAUACUUGAGUCUUACAUAAAAUUAUAAUGGAAUCAACUACCAGACGUAGAAUAAUAUAUUCCCGUUAAAAUUCAGUGGCAGAGCAGACUAUUUUUAACAUGGCUGUUAAUAAAACUGUUCUCUUCCUGCCUCUCAACCUCUUUUGGCCCAAAGUCAAAAUGUGAAUUUUUCUGUUUCCAUCUCUAUUUUAGUCCAGGCCAGAGAAUCACUUGAGUUCUUGUUUUCAGUUGUUAAUAACUGUAAUGUGUGGCUAACUGUUAUCUCUAUUUAGAGCAAAGGCUGAGUACAAGAAUAUUUAUAUUUUACCAGUGUAUGCCUGUUACAAAAAAUAUAUUAGUUAUUUAAGUUUAACUUUUUUAUGUGAAUUCAGAGUUUAUUUAUCAAUGGAAAUAUGUAAAAAGAAGCCUCAAAUGGAAUAUUUACCGACAUUCCUUAUACAUGACCCACACUUGGCUAAAUGGGAAGAUUAUGUUAAUAAUAAAAUGAUUUUUAAAUGGAA